UGGGGGGGGUUGUGUUUUGUGUUUCUCUUUCUUCUCUUCUUAAUGAUUUUAGAAAUGGAUUAUGAUAAUGUCAGUAUUAGAUUUAUAGGCCUAUCCACAUAUUGUCGGUUGUUCCAAUGGCUACUCCCACUCUGAUUGAACAACAAACAAAUACGCUAUACUGCUGUAUGAGUAUCUUUUAAGUACUAUCUAGGAAUUAUACGACAAAAACUGAGAAGCAAACGAAAAUGAGUGAGCAGCAACAAACUGCUGCUACAAUGUUGACACACCAACGAUGAAAUGCUACAGUAGUGCAUUCCAGAAUCGCCGGACAUACGUACGAUACGAGGCGAUCCGGGUCUACUCUACACUCUUUUUAACAGUCAGUCCCCUGCAUGCAUGCAUGUAUUCCUGUUCUUGGAUUACAUCAUGAUAACACAAAAUAUAGAUGGAUCCCCAUUUUCCAUUGCCAAACGAUCCAUCUCCUUGAGCCAAUUUAGAUGGAUCCCGGCCUCCUUUGAAAAUUACAAGUACUAACUACAAAAGGACUACGUAUCGUCUAUCAUCAAAGAAUAAACACGGCUUGCAUUCUGGAAUAAACUAAAUCAGCUUCUGGAUUGUCUGCUAUAGCUCUACCAUCCGUCUUCUUGCGAGGUGUCAACAUCGCUGUAAUAUUCACCAAUACAAACGAGCCCAUAUAUAUUUAAGAAACACUCGUGAAUGCUAAAUGGAUAUACUGCAAUAUAUUCCCGUCGGUCAUAGUAAUCAUCAAACCCAAUGCAAUUCCAACAGGCAGACUUCAUCGCCAGCAUUGCUGUUAUUAACAUCAUCAAAGAAUACAUAUAUAUGUAUGUAUACCUUGCCAGCAGAGACCACCAGUACCAAGUGCAACACUCUGGAAAAAACUCCUCUGAAGAUCAAAGCUCCACACAGCGGAGGUCGGGCGGGAGGCAUGCAAGAAGUUGUUGAUGAUCAGCAGAUUCAGAAGAAGCGGGAGCACAGUCAUGAUGCUCGUCCAGAUCCCACCACUGCUGCUACUGACGAGAACAUCAUCAGCGGAUUGGCAUUUCGCCAACUUUUGAGCUACGCAGACGCAUGGGAUUGGGUAAUGAUGGUUACGGGUACCUUGGGAUCCAUAAUCCAUGGACUGGCUCAACCCAUAGGCUAUUUUUUGCUGGGCAGAGCCCUUGAUGCAUACGGUAACAACAUAAGCGACACUGAUGCCAUGGUUAAAGCCCUG
Coffea arabica (coffee) is the source of this 1219-nucleotide messenger RNA. NCBI's taxonomy places the organism in Eukaryota, Viridiplantae, Streptophyta, Magnoliopsida, Gentianales, Rubiaceae. The record is from RefSeq and is a predicted model, not a curated record.